This is a messenger RNA of Seminavis robusta, 6867 nucleotides long. The record is from the annotation of a GenBank genome assembly. NCBI's taxonomy places the organism in Eukaryota, Bacillariophyta, Bacillariophyceae, Naviculales, Naviculaceae.
AUGGUAGGCGAUCCAAGAGAGACAAAUAUGCUGGUCGUAAACCAACUCCCGCGGCAGCAGCUAGCAGAACCGGAACCUUGCGAGGAUAGCGACAGCAGCAGCAAUGAUGGCAAUGAACUCUUUCUGACAAUGUCGAAAAGUCAAGCUGCCAAGACUAAGUUUCCUCCUGGCUGUCCCAUUAUGAUGUCCGUCUCUUCUCCCAAGAUGCCUCAGUUGAUUACGCAAGUACUCCAAGGGACUGUAGAGAAGGUUGGCGUUCUAGUGAUUGGUGGUCAGGUGGAAGGUGGCAACAUUUAUCAGGUUCAAGUUGCAGGGGAUGACACGUUCCGACGCGUGCCAGAGAAGGAUUUGGUCAUUGGUCUGGGGGCACCCGUCUGGUUUCAUGCUUCUGGUACAUUUGAGGAGGGAAUGAUUCUGGCAUCACAACAAGUGCCAUCCAUCAUGGUGGCUCAUGGCAGUGCGGAUGUCGUCUAUUCCAUUCAAGCCACAACCAGCAGUCCUUUUCUGGUUCAUCACGGGGUCCAACCGCAUCAAGUCUUUUUCAAAGCGAAAAAGUUGACACUCGAUGGCGUCAAAUCAAUCUACAAGAAACGAAUCAAGAAACUCGCCGCUCAACAACAACAGCAACAACAACAACAACAACAACCACAAAGUACACUCAUCUUGCCGGAAUCUGCCAAGAAGGAAGAACAAGAAGGGGCGGAUCAGGAACAAGGGAACAUCAUCCAAGAGCUGGACAGCAUGGGAUCGGUCCAACAACACAAAGACUGCAGCAAUAGUGGGAUUCAGCAGAUGCACAACCAAGGACGAGAGCAGGAGGAACAAGAGCUAGAGCAGCAAGAAAUGGAAGAAGAACAACCUCAACAAGAAAUGGGAGAACAGCAGUGGGCACAGCAACAAUUCGAGGAAGAGCCGCAGCAGCAACAUGACCAAUCUCCCCUCCGAGAUGAGCAGCUGGAAGAACUUUUCCUACGAGAUCCGCCACAUGGUUUAGACCAUGGAGGGCCCGAGGAGUCAUCAAUGCAGAUGAUGGAGGAUAGACCCAACUCGCCGAGAGUCUCUGUUGUGCCGCCAGAUUCUGUUCCGUCGGAUCCUUCUGUGGUGGAUGGGGAAGAGAAUGUUGCCAUUCGAGAGCAGCACCAAGAGCAAGACAAGGAAGUAGCUGAGGAGUUGUCAGAGACGGAGGUGAAUCCGACUCUCAAAUCGAGAAGAGUUUCUGUUAUGCAGCCGGAUGCAGUUGUUGCAUCUGAUCCCGCUCUGAUGCAGCAAGAUUUUUCGCUAGGCGAUGACCAGCAAGACCAGCAAGGAGCCAACGAGACGCCAGAGCCAGUGUGGAACUCGCCUCCCAAAUCCCGAAGAGUCUCUAUUAUGCAACCGGAUUCUGUCGAGUCUAAUCCUUGUUUGACGCCGCAUGCGGAAAAUGUCGUUGAUGGAAGGGUUGGCGGCAAAAGCAGUAGUCUGCAAAGAGUUUCCGCGGUCCAGCCCAUGGCGGAGGAACUGGAGGCAGUGACGGAUACUGAGGCGCUACCGACUUCCUCUGGUACUGAUAGCGAGAACACCAGCGUGCCCAAGGUCCGAAUCAAGUUGGAGCAAGAUUGUUGCUAUACUGCAAGCGUCAGCACCCCUGCUAAAGUACAUCAAGACACUAUGGACAGUGUCAAUACCGCCGUGAGUCCACCCUGCCCCAAACCAUCUCGAGCACGAAUGGUGUCCACAACUACGACUACAUUGCAAGAGGACGACACUCAGGGAUACCACCCAACUGCCACUCUUGCGGAGUUGGCGGCGAUGCAAGAUGCAGAACCCACAGCAACAUUGGAAACAACAGAACGAACCAAGGGCACUAGUGCUAAUAGAUGCCCGACGCCUGAAUGUGCCGCUGAUCUGCGAGCUGCCCGUACACCGGACGUUGUGCCGUCCGCUGCAGCGCCAAUAGAGGCUGAGAAGCGGGCAACGACGUCUGUACCGCCACUCGCACGAGACGACAGUUUGUCUCCAGUGGAGUGCCACAACGGUGACGCAGGUGGUGACACGGUUGGCGUUGGCGGUAACCAAAAGAACAGUGGGGAUGGGACGGGAAAACAAGAACGAGCUUUUGCGCCUGCUGCGGGGCCAUGCGAUUCUUCGACCGACGAUGAUGUUGACAAUCCUUUUGCGCCUCGUCGCGCUCCCGUCAAACUCAAACUGAAGCUAAAGAUACCAGGAAAGCAGAAGAAACAGCCCACAAAGAAGAAGUGCCAAUUCUUCGAUGACAAAGAUGAUUCUCCUUCUCCGUCACCAUCAAAGGGGAAGAAGCGAUUGAGGAAGAAGAAACGUCUUUCGAACUCUGAUGAAGAGGCUGGGAAUUGUAUUAUUCCUACUGCAUCACGAGGGAAGAAGAUGCAAAAGAAGAAACAACCAUCGGUUCUCGAUUAUGAUGGGGACAAUGACGAUACCUCAACAAAACGACCAGGGAAAAAGCUGAAAAAGAAGCACAAAAAGCAGAUGCUUUCUAUCAUGGACAGGGAUGAUGGUUCUUUGAAUGGGGUGUCUGUUUCCAGCGCUGGGGAGGAUGCAUCCUUUCGCGAGCCUAAGCCUGGUCGUGGCCGAAAAGGUUCGUCGAACUGGGACGGUGUUGACGACGAUUUCUCGCAAGAUGCCUCAAUGGGGGCUUCGUCACAUUCAAGCGUUGGUACUCUAGAAAGAAAUCCCUCGAAAAAGAGAACGGCGCUGUCUUUGGCGGUGGCUGCGGAUCCAUCUUCGGCAAAAGGCGAUAAGCCAAGGGAACCUAACAAAAAGGAUAGCGGCGACAAAGGGAAGAAUGGGAUGGGGUUUGCAAUCCCGAGGAAGAAGCCCGUUGCCUCCCCCCCUUCUCGUGGUCUUCUGGUGGAAACAACCGAACGUGACAUUGGUGUCGGCGGCACCGCAAAAGGCUUGACAUCAGCCGAGGUUGGUGCGAUACGAGGAGCACGCGUGGAAAAUCGCGUCCCGAACCGUCAUUUUCAACGCAUCAAUGUUGGUGGUUACCACGAAUUUGGGAGGGCUUACGGCCUCCUUCGAGCUCAUCGAUCAAGUCAAGGCAUAUCGCUGGAUGAUUAUGGUGGCGUUGGCAAGGAGGUGUACGGACAUUGCUUGAAAUGGCAUCUGGGGGCUCGGUGUCGAAAUGACUGCAUCAGAUCCAGCAGCCAUCGUGCCCUGAGCCAUGACGAGUCAAGAGAGUUGGAAGAAGCCCUAGCACCAGCCAUUGGGGUCAAUGGCCCCAUUUUUUGUCGGCCAUUGCAGUUGUCUCGUUCUUUCUCUGGCAACAUGGGGGCUGCAUCGGACAACGUUGACGAGGCAGCAGUAGGGGACGACUAUGCCAACUCUCGACCAACAAAGCGGCAGAAGUUGUUUGCAGCCACGCAGAUCGACCAAUCACCUGGGUCGGUCACUCUGAAGCUUCGCUUACCACGUUACUUCGGCGCGAAUUUUUUAGUCAAUUCAAUUGAGGGAAAAGGGAGACGACUCGUCGACAAGUUGUCCAAGUUGUUCUCUUGUGGCAUUAGCAUUGAAGGGAAGCUGAUAAACCGUUGUUGGUCGAAGGAGAGUGUUGGCGAAUCUCUCGUCGUUCUCAUCACAGGGACCUCAGUGGAGAAACUAUUCGAAUGCCAAAUGUUGAUCGAAAGGAUUUUGUUCAAAGCAGUGCCUCCUUCUCUACGAGGCUGUCUUUUGGCCAAUAUUGGUGGCCUCAACGACUACCGAACCAAACAUGAUCAUGGCAUCAUUCACACGAUGAAUCCAUUUUCAAACGGUGAAGAUCCUGAUGACAUGCAUUAUGUGCUGAGUCACAAAAGAGAUCUGCUUGUUCGUGUUGCAAGAGACUGCAGGGAGCGUUUGCUCAGGGAGUAUCCUUCAUGCCGCAUUGAAGUAACGGAGCCACACGAAGACUUUCACAUGAUCCGUUCUCACGUUGUGAUUUCGAGUCCUGAUUUGGCUGAUUGCAUGGCGUGCAGGGACCGGUUGCAGUGUUGGGGAUCGAAUCAUUCGUAGGGUCAUUGCUGUGGGAGUUUCACUUCCAAAUCUGACUCCGGGAGUCAGAGCUUCGGCUCCAACUGCGACAAUUGACGAGGGGUACCGCCUGAUAUGUGAGGGUAAAAUUAGAUACUUGUUGAAAGCGCCACAGCUGCCUUCCAGUACCGUUUUGCCCAGGCAGCUACAGAACAACAUUGUGGACCGUACAUGUAGCGUGCAAAAGGGCUUUCUGCGCGUGAGACCCCACAGGAGGUCACUACACAUAUUGAGGCGGCUGUGUAAGUGUCACAUCGUGGCCCUUCUUGAAGUCGAUGCGGUCGCCAUGAUAGGCACCUAACUAAGCAGUGACACUGCUAUGGUAGCUGCCACGAAAAGUCUUCGUUAACCGCUGCCAUAAUACAUACGGCGAAGAUUGGUGGCCACGAUGUGUUGUCGUCCGUCUGGAGCCUUGACGCCCUUAUUGCAGCAUUCAGUACUGGUAGCCAACCGCCACAGUUUCUUCGUGACCAACAUUUUGAAUCCUGACGGUGUGGCCUCAAUCUUCUCAUUCUCGGCGUGGAGCAGCGGAGCUUGAUAGCGCGCUUUUUAACAAUCUGCACCGUAACAAGACGCAACAAUAGCGCCAUGGUCAUCCUUCGUUCUUGUUGCAACUUGCGCGAGGUUGCAAGAAAACUAGUUCGUUCGUUUCCUUCUUUCUUUGCCUCCAGUCGCCACACUCAGCCGAGAGAAUGUCGUCGUUCUUUCGGCUCCACAACAGGUACGGUACGAGUAGCGAUCUAGCUAUACUCAUACCGGUGUCUUGGACGCUUUGUUUCUUGGUAUCCCCGUCCAUCGUUGUAGUAGGACCUGCUGCUCGAGUAUCCCUUUCUGCCAUUGUCGUCGUCACGGUCGUGGUAGCCAUCAUAUCCACGACCGUAACGACGAGCUGCUCGUUCACUGACGAUGGGGCCAUUCGUCCCCGUCACAGGUUCGAGUGCCUCUUCCAAACUCCUUGCAUCUUCCGACGAAAGUUGAUAAUGAUCCCACCGGCGUUUGCACGCGGAAGAACAUUUUCCGAUCAAGUGAUACGCCAAACAACGAUCGAGGAUGGCAUUGUCAUGAUUACCCCCCUGAGCUAGCAUUUUCCGUGCGUCCUUGAUUUGAUGAGGCCUCCCGAACACAAUGUGUUGAAAGGGGUUUGGAAAAUCGUUGAAUUCAGUGAUGGCAGACCAUUUUCGUUUUGCCUUUUUGCAAUGGUUGGAUUUGUUGGACUUUCCAACAGGAUGGUCGUUCGCGAUAGGAGCAACAUCAGAUUCUGCAUCGUCCAAACGUUCUUGUUUAACCCCAGAAGAUGUGCUUGCCUCACAGAAAUCGAUUCUGUCUUUGGAUUGGCUGGAAUGGGUUUCUUCCAUCGAGGAGACAAUUGGCUUUUCCAGAGGGGUUGUUGUGUCCAUGGUUCCGGUAUGGUCACGCUCGCCAUCCUUUGGCGCAGUCGUCGUCUGAGGGAGGAUACCAUCGCGCGGCGGCUGGACAUCUGUGAUUGCAACUGGAAAGUCCUCGCUGCAAGGACUUGCUUGCUGUUGCCGUGUACUAAUAGCAGAGACAUCAUCAUCCGUGGUAGACAGAACCGCGGUGGAUGCCAAAGUUGCAAAGACGGGAACAACUGGGCUCGACGCCCGCGCUGUUUCUGGAGAAGCACUUUUUCUGUCACCCGAAGGAAACUCGCUCAGUUCUCUCUCAUCCUCUUGUUCCAACUUUUGAUCGUACGAGCUGUCGCAUAUUACCUGAGCGCUACCUUCUGGGAUGAUUGGCUCUUGCGCAGCGUUCGGAUUGACUGUUGUCUCUUGAGCGCGACUGCACUUGUCCUCGCUACGUGAGGAUGCAACAUCCAAUGGACCAGUCUCCUCCUUCUCCAAGUGCCCUACUUGUUGGGGAGGCUGUUCAUCCUUCGUGCCUGGAUCCACACACCCUUGCCUGACUCCAUGCUCCAAAAGAUUUGAGACUCGUGGAACGACAGACCGCUUCAUCAAAUUUUGAAGAGUACUAAGGGCGGGCUUUGUUUCUUCUAGUGUAUGCAGUUCUUGUUUCUUGUUUUGGAAUGACUUGGGAGGGUGGUGGUUGUUUGGAUGAGGCGACCGAAACGACAAUAGGCUUGGAUCGACACCAUGGUGAAUUAUAAAGUUUCCCGCCACUGCUUGUAUGGAAUACGCCAAGGUCCUGCUAGUAUCAUUCUUGUUCCAGAGUGGCGCUGGAUAGCAUCCAACGACUCUAGCCUCUUCUCUACAAGGGUCUCCUUUCUGUUGGAACCAUACAGGGCAGCCGGGUGCAAAUUGGAGUUGAUUGGCGCGAAACACUGCGUUGGUAUUGCCAGUAAUAUAUGUUGACUGGUUGUCCUCGUCAUGGUUGUCACUGACAAUGUCCAGCUGAACCUUGAAGACAUCUGGUCUGCUCUUGUCGGACAAAUCAAUACCCACCUCUACCACUCUUCCAAACAGAGCCCCGGCCAGCAUGGCCUUUUCUUUGGUAGUGGUACCGGUAGAAGUGUUCGUCGUGUCACACGAAAGUUGAACGGGACAACCCACUGGAAAAUCACUGACUUGGGCCCAUUUCAAAGGCACUGCCAAGAAGUCUUCUUCUUCACAACAACUUCUAGUAGUACAUUCCGUAGAACUGGCAAUGGUAUCAUUGGUAUCGCUCCCUUUCAUCGUCUUGUCUGUCUUUGUUUGCUUUGAUGCUUCCACUUGCAGGUUGUUCCCUCAUUGCAGGACUGUCACUCUAGUGGUGUUCGGUUCGAGCGCGAAAGAAGCGCGCUGCUUCUGAUGCCAUUUUUUGUGUUGAAGGGCUGCUCGCUCGGCUUGACUGAUUGACAGUCACUCGGCUCUCCUGAGAUUUCACAGC